Molecule: messenger RNA, 1416 nt
Organism: Aspergillus nidulans FGSC A4
Lineage: Eukaryota; Fungi; Ascomycota; Eurotiomycetes; Eurotiales; Aspergillaceae
Exons: 5
Coding region: 1-1416 (471 amino acids)
Biological process (GO): DNA-templated transcription; regulation of DNA-templated transcription
Cellular component (GO): nucleus
Molecular function (GO): DNA binding; DNA-binding transcription factor activity, RNA polymerase II-specific; zinc ion binding
Source: RefSeq, a predicted model, not a curated record
AUGACAGGCCCCGCUUGUAAGACCUGCCGAGAGAAGUGUCGGAAAUGUGAUCGUGGUCGUCCCAGCUGCCAGCGGUGUAUCUCCAAGGGUCUCGUAUGCCGCGGCUACCCAGAUCAGUUCCGGUUUUGUGGGAUAGCAAGUCGUGGAAAAUGGAAGGAUGCUCGCAUUCCAGCACUGGACGAGGAAAUUAGCCCACAAAGGCAGGAGACCUUGAUAAAAAACCAGAUAAAACAGUCUACAAGCGGGUCAUCUACACCCCCAGAACCGCGGAGGUCCAGGCGUCUGGCGAUCGACUCGAUGCUGGUGAAGCAUGCGGACGAGGUCGACGAUAUUACCGGUCUUCUAAGCUUGACACAGACCAAGACGCUUCUACAACAUUCGAAGAAGCAGAUUGGCCUGUUGUAUGCGCUUCUGGGAUUUUCCGCAGUUCACCUCGGAAAGUUGACAGGAAACAGAGACAUGCAUGAGACUACGGCUGUCGAGUACAGGUUAAAGGCGAUCCGGGCCCUGGGGGAGUUGAUCUACAAAAGUCAGACCACGUCCCUAUCGAAGGAGGAGCAGGACACUGUUUUCGCUACGAUCCAGAUCUUGCUACUGCAUGAUAUUGCGGAAACUGGAAUCUCAGAGCACGGUGUUCAUAUUACCGGUGCGAUGUCUGUUUGUAAGACCAUAUUGCUAGCAGACGGGUUUAAUGGCCAACGACAGAGAGCAGUGUUCUUCAUAGGAAACUUGGCAUGGUUGGAUAUAAUUCGAGCUUUUGCCGGGACACGGCGGCUUUGCUUCACGCAAGAGAUCCGUGAGAUGGUUGCUAGCGCUGGGGGACACAGAUUCGAGCUGGUCAAUGGUUGCCCGCGAGAGAUAUUUCUCAUCAUUGGACGAGCACUGGAAAAAGCAAAGCAGUACAAAAACGACUGGACGACCGACGAAGACUUCCGCUCUACGCUCCUCGGUGCAAACCAAGAACUAUACUCAUGGGAUCCGAGAAGCAAGACAUACCCAAGCUCAGAUGCUCGCUGGGUAAACGUGGGCAUCGCGUUCCAGUUUGCUUGUAUACUGCACGUCCACCGGCUGCUAGAUCCACUGCGGCCGGCAAACAGUCCUGAGAUACAAGAAGCCGUGCUGAAGAUUCUGGACGCAACGGCGGAUGUCCCUGCGGACUGCACCUUGAUUGAGCUGCUGAUCUUCCCGCUUUUCAUGGCAGGGGCUGAUUCUCUCUCCCGACAUUCGCAGUACUAUGUUUUGGCGAGGCUCCGCGAGAUCGAGCGGCGGUCCGAGAUUCGUAAUCCAGUUCCGGCUGAUUUACUGGGGAAAGUCUGGGCUGCUCGAUCUGCAAAGGAUGGGAACGAGAACAUUUCCUGGCGGGAUUUUACAUGCUUUCCCGAACUGACGCGACAGCAUGAUUACCUCAUAAUAUGA